Messenger RNA from Trichomonas vaginalis G3, 960 nucleotides. Its product is annotated as aminophospholipid transmembrane transporter protein. The transcript has a single exon. The record is from RefSeq and is a predicted model, not a curated record. Bases 1 to 960 code for a protein of 319 amino acids. Gene Ontology annotation, cellular component: endoplasmic reticulum; plasma membrane; Golgi apparatus. NCBI's taxonomy places the organism in Eukaryota, Parabasalia, Trichomonadida, Trichomonadidae.
AUGGAGAGCUAUUUUAAUACAAAAGAUUCGAAAUUCGCUCAGCAGGCUCUACCUGCGUUCCGUCCGAUGCUCACUCUAGCUAGAAUGAUGAUCGUUCUAGGUAUUUUUGCUAUUAUAUCAUUCGUAUUAGGUCCAUUGUUGUUAGUCGUCAACAAAAAACUACCUUACUAUGAAAAAAGAUACGAUGAUAUCUGUGAACUUGGUGGUGUAUGCAACGUAACAUUUCAUAUCGACAGUAAAAUUAAAGGUGAAUUAAGAAUCAAGUACAAGCUCACUAAUUUUCAUCAGAACCAUAACCAGUUUGUAAGUUCAAGAGGUAUCAGUCAACUAAAAGGCGAAUAUGUUGGUUUUUCCGACAUGCUUAAUUGCAAACCUUUACGUUCAAUAAAUGACUCCUCAUCGAAGGAAAAUUGGAUAUUACCUUGCGGCCUAUCAGCUUGGUCUGUUUUUAAUGACACAUUUACUAUACUUUCCUCUGAUCCUGGUUUCAAAGAGACGGGAAUCACUUCUUCGUCAGAUGUUGACUCAUUUUACAAACCUCUUAGUAGUGAAUAUAAAACUGGUUACAAAUGGUUAGAGAACAAUACCCUGUUUCCUGGUGCUCAGACGAAUGAGCACUUUAUUGAAUGGAUGAGAGCUGGUGCGACCUCAACAGUACAAAAGAAUUACGCUAUAUGCAAGGAUUGUGAACUUGCGAAGGGAGAUUUCACCAUCCAAAUCACAAAUAAUUAUCCUCAGUCGUUCUUUGAUGGCAAAAAGUAUCUCGUACUAGAAAAGAAUUCUUUUGCAGGAUCAAAGAGUUUGUUCUUGGGUGUCUUAUUCAUAGUUUUAGCUAUUUUAUGCACAAUUUUCAUUUUCAUACUUAUAUUGAUGAAAGUUAUACGUCCAAGGAAGCUUGGUGAUGAGAAUAUGAUAGAAACUAUCAUUGAGCAAAAUAAGGAAGCUGCGAUUUCUAAAUAA